AUGCCGUUUCAUCCUGUGACGGCCGCUUUGAUGUACCGGGGCAUUUAUACCAUCCCCAACAUUUUGGCAGCGGAUCCCAACCCGGUGGAUAUCCCCGAAGACGAAUUGGAAGAGAUCCGUGAGGCCUUCAAAGUCUUUGACCGAGAUGGCAACGGCUUCAUCUCCAAGCAAGAACUCGGCACCGCCAUGAGAUCUCUCGGCUACAUGCCCAAUGAAGUGGAGUUGGAAGUAAUCAUCCAGAGGCUGGAUAUGGAUGGCGAUGGGCAAGUAGACUUUGAAGAGUUUGUGACGUUACUUGGACCCAAACUUUCCACGUCCGGCAUCCCCGAGAAAUUUCAUGGCGCUGAUUUUGACACCGUGUUCUGGAAGUGCGACAUGCAGAAGCUGACGGUGGAUGAGCUGAAGCGGCUGCUGUAUGACACUUUCUGUGAGCACCUCUCCAUGAAGGACAUUGAAAACAUCAUCAUGACGGAGGAGGAAAGUCACAUGGGAAACGCGGAGGAGUGUCCAGUCGACGUGGAAACAUGCUCAAACCAACAGAUCAGGCAGACCUGCGUCCGAAAAAGCCUCAUCUGCGCCUUCGCCAUCGCGUUUAUCAUCAGCGUCAUGCUCAUCGCAGCCAACCAGGUCCUGAGAAGUGGGAUGAAGUAACGUCUGGGGAAGGAACCGACGAUGCCUGGGUUCGUGGGCCGUUUGGAUUUCCUCGAAGAACCCAGGGAAGAAGACGAUAGACCUACCUAUAAGUUCCCUCUAAGCCACCAGGAGCCGUUGGCUGGGAAGGAAACUGUCAUUCCUCCACGACAAAAUGGGUUGCGUACACACACAAACACAAAGUCACCUUCUCCCCCUUUCGCCUCUCUUUGGGGUUUCCACCCACCCAAACUGGAGAGAAAGCUGUCUUCUGAACAGAUAGCGUGGUUUUCCCGAGACAGGGUCCCGCUCGGGCACCUGCAUG
Molecule: messenger RNA, 955 nt
Organism: Ahaetulla prasina
Lineage: Eukaryota; Metazoa; Chordata; Lepidosauria; Squamata; Colubridae
Gene: CABP7
Product: calcium binding protein 7
Exons: 5
Coding region: 1-651 (216 amino acids)
Molecular function (GO): calcium ion binding
Source: RefSeq, a predicted model, not a curated record